This is a messenger RNA of Sorghum bicolor (sorghum), 2103 nucleotides long. RefSeq names its product protein O-glucosyltransferase 1. The record is from RefSeq and is a predicted model, not a curated record. Bases 418 to 2076 code for a protein of 552 amino acids. NCBI's taxonomy places the organism in Eukaryota, Viridiplantae, Streptophyta, Magnoliopsida, Poales, Poaceae. The transcript is spliced from 4 exons.
AGGAACUAAACAAGGCCUGAACACAAGAGAAGGGGAAGCGAAGCAACCCGGCCAAACUUAUGAACAGAAGUCCACGUUUCGCUGAAAAUCUGACGUGUGAUACCAAAUGCAUUCGUUGUUUCGUACUUCGCAUCUGCACAUGCCAUUCUGCUACUUUCAUGCCAAAGACGUAUAUAGUUGUGCUUGUGCAGUACGAUCAUUGUUCAUUCAUCCUUCUGGGUAUCAAAAUUCAAGCAUGGGCGUGUAUUGGUACUGAGAGUUUUCCUCCACGCGUUUGACUUGGCUUGGCGACCUACAUAUAAGAUCCACCCGUCCGUGUGGCCGUGUAGCUCGCUGACUAGCGCAGCAGCAGAGUUUCGCUCCUCAUUCUCCUACCUGCUUCUGUUCACGUUCGUACCGUGCACCUUGUGGUUGGCCAUGAGGAGCACCACCGUCUUCCCGGCUACGACGUCGUCGUCGGGCGAGGAGGGGUCGUCGCCGCUGGUGGCACCGGCGAUGGAGGAGAUCACCGAGGAGGGCAGGACGCCAGGCAAGGAUGGCGCCGCCCUGAUGGUGGCGCGGACAGAGAGGUGGCUGUCUUCGUCGCCGGGGACGACGGUGCUGCGGACGAGCGGCGUGCGAUCGGUCAUGGUCGGCUUCGUCCUUCUUGCCUUGCUGCUUGGCGCGCGUAGAUGGACCGGCCUCGACGCUCCGUCUCUGAUAGGGAACACGGUCAGCAUCGGCGCCAGGCAACGGCGUCGCCACCACAUCGACUCUACGUCGCCGCUCCUACAGAUACCAUUCACCUGCGGCAACGAGACGUCCCCGCACCCGCAUCCACCGAAAUGCCCUGGGACACCAGCACUGCCGCCACCGUCGACGCCGCCGCCACUGCCCGGCGACGACCCGGCACCGUCGUGCCCGGACUACUUCCGGUACAUCCACGACGACCUCCGGCCGUGGCGCGGCGCCGGGAUCACGCGGGAGGCGGUGGAGCGCGCGCGGCCGCACGCCUACUUCCGGCUGGUGGUCGUGGGCGGGCGCGCGUACGUGGAGACGUACCGGCGCGCGUACCAGACCCGGGACGUGUUCACGCAGUGGGGCGUCCUGCAGCUGCUGCGCCGCUACCCGGGCCGCGUCCCGGACCUGGACAUCAUGUUCGCCUGCGACGACCCGGGCCAGGUGCGCGCCGCCGACUUCCCGACGACGCCGUCCGACGCGCCGCCCGUGUUCCGGUACUGCAAGGACGCCCUGACGCUCGACAUCGUGUUCCCGGACUGGUCCUUCUGGGGCUGGCCGGAGGUCGGCAUCCGGCCGUGGCCGCAGCUGCUGGAGGAGGUCAGGCAGGAGAACGAGCGCGUGCGGUGGCCGGUGAGGCAGCCCUACGCGUUCUGGAAGGGCAACCCCGAGGGCUACCGCAUACGCCACGAGCUCAUGAGAUGCAACGCCUCCAACGGCCAAGAAUGGAAUGCCCGCCUCUUCACCCAGAACUGGCAUUAUGCAAUUCAAAACGGGUUCAAAGAUUCGAGAAUACCUAAGCAAUGCAUUUACAGGUACAAAGUUUACGUGGAGGGGAAUGCGUGGUCGGUGAGCGAGAAGUACAUCCUGGCGUGCGACUCGCCGGUGCUGUUCGUCAACACGCCCUUCCAGGACAUCCUGUCCAGGGGGCUCGUCGCCGGCAAGCACUACUGGCCCAUUAAUCGGGAGCACAUCUGCAAAUCCAUCAAGUUUGCCGUGGACUGGGGCAACGAACACCCAGCGCAGGCGCAGCUCAUCGGCGAGCAGGGCAGCCAGUUUGUGAGGGAGGAGAUGAGCAUGGACUACAUCUAUGACUACAUGCUGCACCUGCUCACCGAGUACGCCAAGCUGCUCAGGUACAAGCCCACUGUGCCGGAGAAGGCCGUGGAGAUCUGCACAGAAUCUAUGGCCUGCCCUGCCCAGGGCAUGCACCGAGACUGCAUGAUGGACUCCAUGGAGAGGCAAGUCGCAAGCUUCAACCCAUGCACACUGCCACCACCAUUCACCCCUGAGGAGGCCAAGGAAAUAGCCGACAGGGAGGCGGAGGUGCUCAGGAAGGUAGAGAAGAUGGAGGGCUAGGCGGCUAGCUAGCUGAAAUCUGACACC